Molecule: messenger RNA, 1155 nt
Organism: Cladophialophora yegresii CBS 114405
Lineage: Eukaryota; Fungi; Ascomycota; Eurotiomycetes; Chaetothyriales; Herpotrichiellaceae
Exons: 2
Coding region: 1-1155 (384 amino acids)
Source: RefSeq, a predicted model, not a curated record
AUGUCGUCAAGGACAGCAACGAAAGCCGCCUCUAGAACCACGACUAAACCCAGCAACACACCUAAAAAGCUCUCCCCAGAAGAGGUUACCGCCUAUAUCAACGACCCCUGCCUCAACCGGACCUUCCACUUGCCGGCCGACCCGUUGCGCGGCCGCCCCAAACCUUUCCUGGUCUCCUACGCCGACUUUGGCUUUCAUCGUGAAGGUGCCCUCGAUGACCAUGGUGAGGAGCAAGUCCUGUUGUUCUUCGGACCGCUCGUGUCUUCACGGCUGCACAAUGCUGCAAAGGAUGGGCUGGCGAAGAGUUACAAGGUUCGUAUCCUGAAUGUAGAACGUCCGGGCAUUGGUAAGACGGACAGCGUGCCAGCUGAGAGGCUGCUCGAGGUUUGGAGGGGAGUCAUUGCCGCCCUGCUUGACCACCUCGGCAUCAAACACGUCUCCAUAGGCUGCCACAGCGGCGGCACCGUUUUCGGGCUCGACUUUGCGGUUCACAACCCCCAAUUCUUGCACCCGUCGCGACCUUAUAUCGCAAUCGCUGCACGCUGGGUCCACCCAUCGCACUCGGGCAUGCUCAUCUGGUCUCUCGCCUCAUCGCUGCCGCGCUCGGUGGUCGCCCGGACCGGCAACAUGGCCACCUUUGUCAACUCGACUCUGGGUCCAGUACUGGGUGUCAGCGCCGCCGUCUCAGGCAGCGUACCGCAGCUCUGGUCCUUGGCGAAACCAACAGGUUGCGAGAGCGAAGAGAGGUCGGACGUCGACCUCGAGGAGGAUAUACGCGACCGUGUAGCUAAGCGCGUCUUCGCGGAUAGCGUGCGUGGACUGGGCCAGGAGACGCAGGUGUUACUACGCAAUGGGGCCGAGAAGGACGGGUGGUCCGACUGGGGCGACUUUGAUGUGCUGGCGCCGCGCCUGGUCGAGGCGGUGCGUGCCGGUGCGGGAGCGAAGCUGAAGGUGGACGUAUUCUUUGCGGAAAAGGACAACAUGAUUGGCGAUGCGGGCGCUAAAGGCACCAGGUGGUUCGAGGCGUGCUGGAGGGAUGUGGACGACGUGGAGUUUAGGAGCGAGACAGUGAAGGGUUCGGACCAUGAUCGCGUGUGGGAUCUGCGGUUUGGGGUGAUGGAGAGGGUGUUCAAGACGAUGUCCCAGGAAGCGUGA